Molecule: messenger RNA, 2374 nt
Organism: Chanos chanos (milkfish)
Lineage: Eukaryota; Metazoa; Chordata; Actinopteri; Gonorynchiformes; Chanidae
Gene: c12h6orf62
Product: chromosome 12 C6orf62 homolog
Exons: 5
Coding region: 1466-2158 (230 amino acids)
Source: RefSeq, a predicted model, not a curated record
UGUCUAGCGAGCAGCUUGUUAUUCUUUUGACAAACUCGAGUCGUUGGCCUGGAGAUCUUUAAAAAUCGAUCAAAAGUCGUUUUGCAUAAUUAUUUCAUAAUUAUGGGUCCACCGCGAAGCAAAUCCCGCCGCUUGAUACCUGAAAGAACGGAGGAUUUCAGUUGGUUUGUCAAUUUAUCUUGACAUGGCCUAGCAGGUUUGGUAGGUUGGUUGUGACGAUUGAAAAAAAAAGCUCGAAAACAAGCGGAGUUGACUUGCGACUACCUCGAAGCCUCAGUACAUCGGAGAGAUUCCUUACUCGUUUGUUGUUGGUGAUCAGAUUAUACGUCAAUAUAUCAAAUGAAAGUCAAAGCUUAAGUAAAAUUGUGCAAUAAUGUAUGUGGGUUUAGUUCUCGAGAUGGUGACGAGUUAGCCACAACAGCUAGCUUGCUCGUAAGCUAACGAUAGCCAAUCUAAUCACAUCCGCGCACAACCCAUGUACUAAGUUAGCAUAACGUAAACUGGUACCAACUCACUUUGAAAUCAGGCUGAAAAUGUAACAGUCGAAUCAAUAGCUAACGUUAGCAAGUUAACUAUAUAAAGGUCCAACUCACUGAAAGAACUCAAAAUAAGAUGUAGCGUUCCAGAUAAAGUUAACUGGCAGUGAAGUUAACUGACUACGAGAAGUUCCACUAGCUAGCGCAAGUUAGCUUGUCAGCCUCCGCAAGACCUCAUUAUGGGACUCAGCAGUGGCACGGCAGACUCUUUGCCAGUUUCGUGGCCGUGACCUCCGAGAUGUCCAGCAACCUCUGUAUUUCCUCUUGGUGCCAACAUCUUGUGGCAUUUGCAUUUAUCUGCCAUGGUCGUCUGUACCCCAGCUAUUCGAUUACACGUUCCUGAAGAGUUCUCUACAGUUAGUUGAGCACAAACUUUAAUUGUCAGCCAUGGACGAGGCUUUGAAAAGACAGCAAAUUUUUCGUUAGUUUAGAAGCGGUUUUGCAAAUCUUAAGCUAGUGAUCUGUUUCGCUUAGAGAAAGCUGUCAGCAUGGGGUUUCAAAGUAGCAGCCAUUUUUGUCAGAUACACCUGUAACGAUACAACUAGUUGUGUUUUUGUUUUUCUUCUAAGAAACCCGUUUGAAACUCCUAACAGGAGAGACUUCCUGAAUCAUUUAUUUGGCCUUAAAGUUAUUGUUCGGGUUUAAAAACAAAUUUAUUGUUCGGGUUUAAAAACAUGGUUAAAAAUAUUUAGAUUUAAAUAACAUGUAGAAGAGCUACUAACUAUUGAACCCAUGCGCACCUUCCCUGUUGAUCUUAAAAUGGCAUAGCUCUCCUAUAAGAAUUAUAUUUCCCCAUUAGAAUGGGUACAUUUGCUUUCUCGCGUUUUUUAAGAGGGUAACUUAAGUGCUUCGUAUUCACUCAAAACCUUAAAGUUUUUUUCUUUUUAAUUUGAAAAAAAAAAAAAAAAUUGAUUACCAUCAAUAUAACAAUGGGAGACCCAACGUCUCGACGGAACCAAACGAGAAAUCGCCUCCGUGCCCAGCUUCGGAAGAAAAGGGAAUCGUUGGCUGACCAGUUCGACUUCAAGAUCUACAUUGCAUUCGUGUUCAAAGAAAAAAAGAAGAAGUCUGCGCUUUUUGAGGUAGCUGAAGUGGUUCCUGUGAUGACUAACAACUAUGAGGAGAGUAUUCUGAAAGGUGUGCGAGACUCCAGCUACUCCUUAGAGAGUUCUCUAGAACUUCUACAAAAAGAUGUUGUGCAGUUACAUGCCCCUCGCUACCAGUCAAUGCGAAGGGAUGUCAUAGGUUGCACCCAGGAGAUGGACUUUAUCCUUUGGCCCCGCAAUGACAUAGAGAAGAUAGUUUGUCUCCUGUUCUCCAGAUGGAAGGGGGCUGACCACGAACCAUUUAGGCCUGUUCAGGCCAAGUUUGAAUUUCAUCAUGGAGACUAUGAGAAACAAUUCCUGCAUGCUUUGGGCCGGAAGGACAAGGCUGGGAUGGUUAUGAACAACCCCAAUCAGUCUGUGUUCCUCUUUAUGGACAAACAGCACUUACAGACUCCAAAAACCAAGGCCACAGUUUUCAAGUUGUGCAGCCUCUGUCUCUACCUGCCUCAGGACCAGCUGACCUGUUGGGGGGUCGGAGAUAUUGAGGAUCACCUCCGUCCAUACAUGCCAGACUAGAGUAGACACAAGAAAGACACCCCACCGAAACAGCCGAAGCAAGUUAACCUAAUCUACACAUCCCUCUGUUGAAUAGAAUUGAACUUGUGCUUGGAACUCUCCUUUUUGUUAACCACUCAUUUCAUUCUGAGGUUAAUUUAGUCCAUUCUUUCCCUUUUUUCCCCUUAAUCCAGCCUUAAACAGUUUUUGUUUUGUUUUUCGUUUUUUUUUUUUUUG